Molecule: messenger RNA, 5388 nt
Organism: Sebastes umbrosus (honeycomb rockfish)
Lineage: Eukaryota; Metazoa; Chordata; Actinopteri; Perciformes; Sebastidae
Gene: gpc1b
Product: glypican 1b
Exons: 11
Coding region: 531-2192 (553 amino acids)
Biological process (GO): negative regulation of fibroblast growth factor receptor signaling pathway; cell migration; regulation of protein localization to membrane
Cellular component (GO): cell surface; plasma membrane; extracellular region
Molecular function (GO): fibroblast growth factor binding
Source: RefSeq, a predicted model, not a curated record
UCCUCAUUCCACACAGUGGCAGCGCUGGCAUCGCAUCGUUCACAUCCACAUCCUGAGCCGGUGAAACGAGCUGCGGUAUCUAGCUGUCCUGCACGGUGCGCACCUCAACCUCAUACCUCAUACCGGUGAACCAAUACAUACAACAACAGUGGAGAUCUGCACUCAUCCUGGUUGCACAGGGGGUGAGAAGAUUCAACUGUUUUCUGGGGAGAAUAAUAAUAAUAAAGCUCCUGUCCUGUCCUGUCCUGUCCUGUCCUGUCCACAUAGGAGUGGGAAGAGACGGGACCUGUGAAGAGUCGCUCCUGUGUGCCGUGCAGCAGUGCGCGGAGAGCAGACGCACUAGAAAGGACAGCAGCAGCAGCAGCAGCAGCAGCAGCAGGGAUAUUAUAGGAAGGAAGGUGGAGGAGAUUUUACGCACAGCAGCACUCACUUAAACUGGGAGUCUCCUGCUCCGUUUUUGGGACUCAACACAGUCGCUUCUUCUUGGUCUUGGAUUUGCACUUGACUAAAAAGUCCAACAUCGGCUUGGGAUGGAUUCCUUCAUCAUAGUGGCUCUGGUGGCAGUGUGCUGCUCUCUAACAGCACCAGCCUUUGGGGACAAAGGGACCAGCAAAGCCCGGAGUUGUUCGGAUAUCAGGCAGUUUUAUAGCGGCAAAGGAUUCGCUCUGGAUGGGGUCCCUCAGUCUGAAAUAUCAGGGGAGCACCUGCGCAUCUGUCCCCAGGGUUACACCUGCUGUACCAGCGACAUGGAGGACAGCUUGGCCACGCUGAGCCGCAGGGAGAUGGAGGGACUACUCAAAGACGCUGGCCGAUCCUUACAGACCUCGCUCACUGGACAGUACAAGGCCUUCGAUGGUUAUUUCCUGGAGUUGCUGAACCGCUCUGCGAUCAACCUACAGGAGACUUUCACUUCAACUUGGGGCUCCGUGUACUCCCAGAAUUCCCAGGUCUUCUCUGACCUGUACACGGAUUUGAGGCACUACUACCGAGGCUCCAAUGUCAACCUGGAAGAGGUGCUCAACGAGUUCUGGGCCCGGCUCCUGGAGAAGCUCUUCUACCAGGCAAACAAGCAAUAUUUCAUAGGUGAGGACUACUUGGAGUGUGUGUCUAAGCAGAUAGAGACACUACGACCCUUCGGCGACACACCCCGUGUGAUGAAGAUGAUGGUCACGCGCACAUUUGUGGCAGCACGUUCCUUCGUUCAGGGCCUGAUUGUCAGUGGGGAGGUGGUGCGCAAGGUGUCCCAGGUGGUGCUGAGCCCGGACUGCAUGCGGGCCAUGAUGAAGAUGACUUACUGUCCCCACUGCCGCGGCAUGGCCUCCGCCAGACCUUGUGCCAACUACUGCAGCAACGUUAUGAAGGGCUGUCUGGCCAACCAGGCUGACCUCAACACCGAGUGGAGGCAUUUGGCAGAAACAAUGAUUCAGGUGGCUGGACGUUUUGAUGGCCCAUCUGGUGUGGAUAGCGUGGUCCUCUCCCUCCCCACUCGCAUAUCAGAAGCCAUGUUUACCAUGAUGGAUAAUAUGGAGACCAUCAACAGCAAGUUGUUCCAGGCGUGUGGCAACAUCAGAGAGGGAGGAAGCAGCAACACAGGAGGCGUGGACAUGAAGAGAGGGAAGGUUACAGUGGAGGACAAAUUGGGAACCAGCACUAACAAAAUGGACAAACUGGUGUCUGACGUAACCAUGAGACUGAGGGACAUGCAGCCGUACUGGGUUUCUCUCCCCGGUAUCCUCUGCAGCGACAGAGUGGCCACUGGAACAGGGGCAGAGGAUAAGUGUUGGAAUGGCAUGAAUCGUGCCAGGUACCUUCCCGAGGUGAUGGGCGAUGGCCUCGCCAGCCAGAUCAACAACCCUGAAGUGGAAAUCGACAUCACCAAACCAGACAUGACAAUACGCCAGCAGAUCAUGCAGCUGAAGAUCAUGACGCACCGCCUGAAGAAUGCUCUCAACGGCCAGGAUGUGGACUUUCAGGACACCAGUGAUGAUGUCAGCGGUUCAGGAAGCGGCACGUGCGCCGACGAGAUGUGUUCCCGUGACUCGCGCCCCAUCGUCCCCGUCACAGAACGACCCAUACUCUACCCGUACCUUCCAGAAAACAAGCAGGUGAAAGGCGCCAACAACGCCCACCAGAACCUCCCCUGCAUCGCCAUCUACCUGCUUCCACUGCUCAUUCUGCUGCUCCGGCGAUAAUUGACGGGGGAAUUCUACCAACUGGGACUGAGUUUGGGACACGGAGGUUGGGGAGAGUCUGAAAGGGGAGGGAGGAGAUGUUGGGGGGUUAGUUACUUUGCCAAAACUAAAUACAUAAAAGGAAACAACAAAAAAUCACUUGGAUGGACUUCCUUUUGGUUUUGGAUUAGAGCAAAAAUGGAAUUACGAGUAUUCAUAAAUGUUUUGGUUCUGCUCUUUUAUUUCUUGCUAUAUUAUGACACCAUUAGAGCUGGUCUUUUUCGCAUCUUCUAAUGUUUUGUUUCUGGUGUUUGGGUUCUCUGAGAUUAUAUCUGUACCUAAGACAUGUGUAAGACUAUAUUGCUAACAGUAUGUUGGUGUUGACACCACGGGGAGAGGGAGAAUGGGGCUUUGCAGUGGCGCUCAGAUUUGUUAUUCCACUCCUUUUAAAAAACAGCACUUGUGUCCAGUAGAAUUAUUUAUUUAUCAUUAAGUCACAACAGACCCCAGAGUGGUUUAAUCGCUCCCCAAUGUUUAUAGAAAACCUACGCAAACCACAAACUUAAAUGAAAUACAAUAUCGAUGACUUUUAAAGGGGGAUAAUCUGGACAGCACGACCCAGCAGACCUCUUAAUGCAUUAAGCCUCACAAUAUCAUUACGCUUACAUUCGCGGCGAGGAUGCGAGCACUCCGCGUCAGCACUUUUUCGCCAUUUCAUCAUGUAAGCUGUAAUAAAAGCCGUGAUCACAUUCGCACCGACAUGAUCGUCUAAUGUGGGAGUAACGUGACCCGUCCGCCACUCCAUCCACUCAUCCACUCAUCCCUACAUUCCCCCUGCCUCCCCCUGCUGGGGCGGAUCUCACUCUCUCUCCAGACCCUGCUGGCUGUGUGGGAUCAACUCGAGAGUCUGGUGUAAGCAGAACACAUGCUGGGCCGGGCCAGGUCUCAGAUGACAGCAGCUUCCCACUAUAGAGAACUGUAUGUGGAACGGGGGUUUAAGAUUGCCAUCACAGCAAAGGAUUAACAGUUUGUGAUUUUGGAGACGUGUAGCAGAAACACUGCUGUCAUGUAGCGCUUUUUUCAGUAUUCUUUUUAUGUGCACAGCAGAGCAAAAAUAUAUUUUGUGUGCUCCCUGCAAGGGCCCAGCGCUCCUGUGAUUAGCAGCAUCAUAAUUGCAACUAGCAAUGUCAUGCUUUUUUUGUCUAAUUGCAGCAGUAAAAGCCACACCAUGCACGUCUUUGAAUCGUACUACUAUUUGUAUGGCAGACACGACAGUGUACAUAUUUUUCUUUUCUUCUUUGUUGUUUUCUAGAAAAAAAAUAGCCAAUUACGUAUCAAAAUUUUAUAACAGCCGGAUCAUUGUAUGCUAUAAUUCUUAUUUCAUUCAUCGUCUGUCAAAGCGUAUCCAUAUCUGCCUUCCAUUUUUCUGCAACUUUUCUAUAUCAGUGCCUCUUUAUUCCCUCCCCCCCUUCUCCCCGCUCAUCAGUUAUAAUUACCUUUAAAGUGUUCCUCUGGCUUCUACAUGGUGGCAAGGCAAUAUGACAAUGACACAGUGCUUCAUUAUGUGUCAACCUUACUGGGAGUGUUGUGGGAACACAGUGAAAGGCUUUUCCCUGAUGAGGAAACACAUUUUAAUUCAAAGAAACGUCAAAGCUCUCGUUUAAGAACGCCGCGUUGCAGGACGAUGGGACGACGCUUGCAUGUGUGUUUGUGUGGGAAUGUGUGGACUUGUCUUCGAUUGAAAGAGCAAAAAGAGGGACAGACGAUGGAGCUUUUAUAUAUCUCGUUUGGAUGGCGCGGAAAUUUAAAAUGCAUUGGACUGACAUUGUCUGACUUAGUGCGAUUCAACUGACAGCAACGGGAGAUUAAUAUAGCUCAUUUUUCAACCUACUACUGUAAUAACUCACAAUCUCUAUAAGUAUUGUACAUAUGUGUAAAUGGACACAUAUUUUAGAAUACGUUGUUGCUUCAGUUGUACACUGGGACAAUCCACCAUGAUUCAUUUUAUGAAAAGAAAAUUCUGUAUAUGCACCUAACAGUUGAUAUUACAGCAGAUCCAAUUAAUUUUGUUGGGGGCUCUGUCAACAUUUGAGAAGCACAUCUGUCAGAUAAUUACUGCUCUGAAAAUGGGUGAGGCUGUUGUCAUAACCUGACAUGUUACUUUGAUGAUAUUUUCUUUCAUUUUUCUCGACAUGCUUAAUUAAUGUGUGUAUGUGUGUGUGUCUUUCUGUUCGUCCCUGGUUAAAGAAAUCUGCCUGUGACUGCCUUUGACACUUUGUCUGGGGUUGGGGUCCAUUUUUAGAUUCAAAAAGAGAAAUAGAGCGAUAUCAGAUGGUCCACUGGGGGGAAAAAAACAUUUUGAGCAAAGAACAAUUAGUAAGAGCACCACAUGGGUCUUCUUUUUGUGACCCUGUCUAGAAAAAUCUGAAUAUGAAUGUGAAAGUCCACAUUAAGCCCCGUAAAGAAUGAGAAAUGACUCCAACUGUGAUGGUGACAUUCCAAUUCAAAAGACGACUCGCGACUCACAACUUCAGUUUCAAUGACUGCCUCACAAUGUCAUCGGCUGAAAUUUGCACAACCCCCCCUUCUCUCCUCCUCCACCUUUUGAUCUCAUUAAUUUGUUGCUCAAAGUCCCCCCUCCCUUUUAUAAAACCUGCACUUUUAUGAGGCCAAUAAAUGGCAUUGUCUGCACAAAGACAUCACAAGAUGGUCGAUCAAUACGCGAGUCAACACCUUCCAGAAACGACUAUUGAUUGGGGAUGUGUGUAUGCAGAUAGAUGUGGCCCAGCAAGACGUCUCCUGUUCAACUGUGGUGAAACAGUGUAAAAACAAUGCCGCUGUGUGUGUGAGAGGAGAGGCAGGAGAAAGGUUUGUCCAAAGUGCUGAUCUCAAAUCAGCUUGUGCACCUCAAUCCUGUCCUCAUUCAUUAGGUGGCGAAAAAUGCAAAGCUGGUUAUACCACCGUUUAAAAACGGCUUUAUUCUACACUGAGUUGAAUACGAGAGGAAUUUCUUAAAGGUGCCAAUUCAUGAGGAAAAAAAAGUACUUUUAAUUCUCUUGUUUUUAUGUACUUUGGUUUUGUUGUUAUCAGAAAUCUAUGGAGAGUUUGUGCUUAUGGUGAAGAUAGAUGCCAGAAAGAGGUUGAAAAAUACAAAUGUCUCAUUUGCUGUUGUACCUGAAAUCUUGUGUCAAUUAUAUACAUUGUAAGAUUUUCAACA